GCCGAAGCUGAAUUUCCAAAAUUUACUUGCACUCAAAUCUUCUGAAGGUUCAAACGUUCAACGUUCAAUGGUUCAACACGCUCGAUACUCAAAUGGAAUAUUCCAGGCCUAGCGAUGCCGUUGUUUGUUUUCGAUUGUGGGCGCGCGCGGAAAGCGAAUGAAAAAAGUCACGUUUUGUUAUCAGACACUAGCAGAGGCAACAGCUAUCGCCGAGAAAUAUCAUCGGAGCAAGGCGGUCUCGACAAGGAUGACUGAAUUUCAAGGGAUGUUUUCGAAAACGGUUAUCAUCAAACUCGAGGACGAGUCGGAAUGGGUCGUUCAGUUACGCGAUAACGAGAUAGACACGACAAAAGUAGCACUUGCACGGUCCAAACUUGGAGAUGUCGUUCCUUUCGUCCAUCGGGCCUCUCCACUCAAAGCUCAUUUUGCAUUUAUUGCACCGUUCGUACAUGGAAAAGUUUGGUGCAAAAAAGACAAAGAGCUCUCUGGAGCUGAGCGCGUCUCGAUCGCUACUCAGCUUGGCGGUAUGCUUGCUCGAUGCGCAAUCAAUGAGGACAGCUCUGCCAUGAUUGACUCGUAUGUCAUACCGAGGCUUCGUUAUAUACUCGACCAUUCCUUCGUAGAUGGAACCCAUCCACAGCUUCGGGCACGAAUCGAGGACCUGGCAAACCAGGCCCCUUCUACGCAUGUUCUCCCGCUUGCUGUUAUUCACGAAGACGUCAACUCAAUGAACAUCAUUCUUGACGAUGAGUCGAAUGGUAUCGCUGCACUUAUUGACUGGGAAGCUGCCUCUCUUCUUCCGCUUGGUUCCAAUGCCUGGUGCAUUCGCUUUCUUGCUACAGUCAAUCGCAAUCGAAUUGACUACGAGACAGAUGAUACACUACCAAUGACUCGAGGUUUCUGGACCGGUCUUGUGGAUAAUCUUCCUUUGCACCUUAAGGGUCGGAAGGAUGUUCUUGAGGCCCUUCUUUCUGCUAUGCAAAUCGGUCUAGUCAUGUUCAUUUUCUGGCCAAGUUACGAUGUCAUUGACAAUGCUGACAUGGAACAGAGCUUGAAGAGGUUGAAUUGGUUUGAAGAUACUCUUCGCCCCAUGGUGCAAUGACCUGAGUAUAUCUAGUCAUAACAUGCGCUUCCAAUCUACUCCUUUGAGCGAAGAUUCGGGAUAGACGAUGCCUUGGGAGUCAUUUUGUGUCGUUGUUUAAAGCAAUUUUAUUUAAAUAAUGUUCAUGUUUCGGGACCCAUUUUAAAGAGUGUCCGUGUUGUCCACCGUAUAUAGAAAUUCUGGAGAUUCAAAUAUCGUCGUUUCUUGAAGGUUGCUCCAAGCAUACGCAAUGAGGGAGCUUCUCCUUCGAUCUAGCCCUGGAGUGGAUUAUUGGGAUACGGAGAACUUGGGAAGCAUUAGCUGAUACAUAUUAGCAGGAACUGGGAAAACUG
Molecule: messenger RNA, 1434 nt
Organism: Lentinula edodes (shiitake mushroom)
Lineage: Eukaryota; Fungi; Basidiomycota; Agaricomycetes; Agaricales; Omphalotaceae
Exons: 2
Coding region: 158-1102 (314 amino acids)
Source: RefSeq, a predicted model, not a curated record